Molecule: messenger RNA, 6950 nt
Organism: Dioscorea cayenensis subsp. rotundata (Guinea yam)
Lineage: Eukaryota; Viridiplantae; Streptophyta; Magnoliopsida; Dioscoreales; Dioscoreaceae
Product: protein CELLULOSE SYNTHASE INTERACTIVE 1
Biological process (GO): anisotropic cell growth; regulation of cellulose biosynthetic process
Cellular component (GO): cellulose synthase complex
Molecular function (GO): microtubule binding
Source: RefSeq, a predicted model, not a curated record
CUGAAAAUUAUCCCCAAAAUUGGAAAAAAAAAAGAGAAAAAAAUUCGAGAAAUUCUCUCCGGAGCUACAGAGGAGAGAGAUCUUCGGCCAUUUUGUCCUAAAGAUCUCCUCCCUCUUCUCUCUCUAUCUCGUUUUCACUCUGAAUUGCAGAUUGGAGUGGAGAAGUUGACAACUUGAGAUCCUUCUGGACUUCUAGGAGAGUAUCAUUGAAUUGUAGCAAAGCUGGCGGCUACACUUGCGUGGAGGUACACAAACAACAAUGGCGGUAGCCAUGGAGCUUCGGAUCUGGAGAGAAAUGUGGAUGGUAAAGCUCAUGACAUGGAGCCCCCAACACCACACUCAGUCAUGAAAGCGAACUCAAGGGACCGUGGUACAGUGGAGGAUUCAGAUGGAACUCUAUCAAGUGUUGCACAAUGCAUUGAACAAUUGCGCCGUAGUGCUUCUACAGCUCAAGAGAAAGAGAACUCUUUGAAACAGUUGCUUGAUCUUGUUGAAACUCGUGAAAAUGCUUUUGGAGCUGUGGGAUCACAUUCCCAAGCAGUGCCAAUACUCGUUUCUCUUCUGAGGUCAGGAUCAUUUGGUGUGAAGAUGCUCGCUGCUACUGUGUUGGGAUCACUUUGCAAGGAGGAUGAGCUAAGGGUAAAAGUCCUGCUUGGUGGCUGCAUUCCCCCAUUGCUUUCCCUUCUCAAGUCCAGCUCAGCUGAUGGUCAGAUUGCAGCCGCAAAAACUAUUUAUGCAGUUUCUCAAGGUGGCGCAAAGGAUCAUGUUGGUUCAAAAAUAUUUUCAACCGAAGGUGUUGUUCCUGUUCUCUGGGAGCAGCUUAAAAUUGGCAUUAAGAAUGGCAGUGUAGUGGAUAAUCUUCUUACUGGAGCAUUGAAGAACUUAUCGAAUAGCACAGAAGGGUUUUGGUCGGCGACAAUUGCUUCUGGGGGAGUUGAUAUUCUUAUAAAAUUGCUUGCCGCUGUGCAGACAAGUACUCAAGCCAAUGCCUGCUACCUUCUUGGAUGUGUGAUGAUGGAAGAUGCAUCUGUUUGUUCUAAAGUAUUGGCCGCAGAAACCACUAAACUACUCCUCAAGUUACUAGGAUCUGGUAACGAAGCCCCCAUUAGAGCUGAGGCUGCUGGUGCUCUUAAAUCUCUUUCUUCACAAUGCAAGGAAGCCAGGCGUGAGAUAGCUAAUUCAAAUGGCAUUCCUGCUUUAAUAAAUGCCACUAUAGCCCCAUCAAAAGAAUUUAUGCAAGGAGAAUCUGCCCAGGCAUUGCAGGAGAAUGCAAUGUGUGCUUUGGCAAAUAUCUCUGGAGGGCUGGCUUAUGUCAUAUCUAGCCUGGGAGAAAGCCUUGAGUCAUGUACAUCAUCAGCACAAAUUGCUGACACACUGGGUGCUUUGGCUUCAGCACUCAUGAUUUAUGAUGCAAAUGCUGAGUCCAUUAGAGCAUCAGAUCCUAUAGUCAUCGAGAAGGUAUUGGUAAAGCAGUUCAAACCUAAGGCCCCAUUUCUUGUACAGGAGCGGACAAUUGAAGCCUUGGCCAGUUUGUAUGGUAACACUAUUCUUUCAAGGACUCUAGCCCAUUCUGAAGCAAAACGCCUUCUUGUUGGUCUGAUCACAAUGGCAACCAAUGAAGUGCAAGAUGAACUCAUGAAAUCUCUUCUCAGACUUUGCAGCAAAGAGGGUCGUCUGUGGCAUGCGAUGCAAGGACGGGAGGGCGUUCAGCUGCUGAUAUCUCUUCUUGGCCUUGCUUCAGAACAACAACAAGAAUGUGCCGUUGCUCUGCUCUGCCUUUUGUCAAAUGAAAAUGAUGAAAGCAAAUGGGCGAUAACUGCUGCUGGUGGCAUACCCCCUCUUGUUCAAAUUCUAGAAACAGGAUCUUCAAAAGCCAAAGAGGAUUCUGCAGCGAUACUUGGGAACCUCUGCAAUCACAGUGAAGAUAUAAGAGCAUGUGUUGAAAGUGCUGAUGCUGUUCCUGCUUUGUUGUGGCUGCUGAAAAACGGAAGUGAAAAUGGAAAGGAGACUGCAGCAAAAACAUUGAACCAUCUCAUACACAAGUCAGAUACUGGGACAAUCAGCCAGCUUUCUGCUCUCCUGACAAGUGACCAGCCGGAGUCUAAAGUUUAUGUUCUCGAUGCCCUCAGGAGUUUGCUCUCUGUGGCACCUCUUACUGAUAUUCUGCAUGAAGGAAGUGCUGCAAAUGAUGCCAUUGAGACCAUGAUAAAAAUCUUAAGUUCUACAAAGGAAGAAACUCAAGCUAAAUCUGUGUCAGCACUGGCAGGACUCUUCCAUUGCCGCAAAGACUUGAGAGAAAGUCAUCUUGCUGUAAAGACACUUUGGUCGGCAAUGAAGUUGCUUAAUGCGGAGUCUGAAAAAAUUCUUAUGGAGGCUUCAAGUUGUCUUGCUGCUAUUUUCCUUUCAAUUAAGCAAAACAAGGAAGUUGCUUCUGUUGCAAGAGAUGCUUUAGCACCAUUAGUUUUGCUUGCUAAUUCUGCAGCUCUUGCAGUGGCAGAACAGGCCAUACGUGCUCUGGCGAACCUGUUUCUAGAUACAGAGGCAUCUCUACAAGCCUUUCCAGAAGAGUUCAUGUUCUCCAUCACACAUGUUCUGAGAGAUGGCACACUUGACGGCAGAACUCAUGCUGCAGCUGCAAUUGCCCGUCUUCUUCAUUGUCGUGCAGUAGAUGAUGCAUUAUCAGAUAGUGUAAAUCGUGCUGGGACUGUUCUUGCACUUGUCGCCCUCCUAGAGUCUGCCAGUAUUGAAGCUGCUGCUACAUCAGAAGUUCUUGAUGCACUGGCUCUAUUAUCAAGGUCAAGAGCAACUGGAAAUAUAAAACCACCAUGGGCCAUCCUUGCUGAGUAUCCUCACACAAUUGCCCCUCUUGUUUCCUGUAUAGCUGAUGGCACACCGUUAUUACAAGAUAAAGCCAUAGAAGUUCUAUCAAGACUAUGUUGUGAUCAGCAUGCUAUUCUAGGAGAAGCAAUAUCUAGUACCACUGGGUGCACAUCAUCAAUCGCAAGGCGUGUCAUUGGCUCCAAUCUAUUCAAAGUCAAAGUUGGGGGAGCUGCACUUCUUAUUUGCGCGUCGAAAGAGUACAGUCAGAAGCUGGUGGAUGCUCUGAGAGAGUCUAACGUUUGCAAUCAACUUAUUCAUUCCCUAGUUGCUAUGCUCAGUUCUACAAAUCCAUAUCCUGAGGGUGAAAGCAAGAUAUGCAUAUACAGACACCAUAAAGAGCAACUUAGAAAUGAUGAGAUUGAAUGUAGCACUGCUGUGAUCUCGGGUCACAUAAUCCCCAUUUGGUUACUUUCUGUGCUUGCUUGUCAUGAUGACAAAAGUAAAAUUGCAAUAUUGGAAGCUGGUGCAGUUGAGAUUCUUACUGACAAGAUCUCCCAUUGUAGUUUCUUGGCUUCACAGAGUGAUUCUAGGGAAGAUAGUAGUGCGUGGGUCUCUGCUUUACUGCUUGCUGUUCUGUUUCAAGAUAGAGAUAUCAUCCGAUCAAACGCAACCAUGCGUACCAUUCCAGUACUAUCGAAUUUGUUGAGAUCAGAGGAGUCAGCAGAUAGAUAUUUUGCUGCUCAAGCAUUAGCCAGCCUGGUCUGCAAUGGAAGCAGAGGGACCCUGUUAGCUGUUUCUAAUUCAGGAGCAGCUAGUGGGCUUAUAUCUUUGCUUGGUUGUGCUGACAGUGAUAUAUCUGACCUUCUUAGUUUAGCAGAGGGGUUUCACUUGGUGCGCAAUCCUGAUCAAAUUGCACUUGAAAGGUUAUUCAGAGUAGAUGACAUUAGGGUUGGUGCAACUUCUCGGAAAGCCAUUCCUGCGCUUGUCGAUUUACUCAAACCAAUCCCUGACCGACCAGGUGCACCUUUUCUAGCAUUGGGUUUACUGACUCAACUAGCUGUAGAUUGCCCAUCAAACAUGCAAGUGAUGGUGGAAGCUGGUGCGCUGGAGGGACUUACGAAGUAUCUUUCACUUGGACCACAAGAUGCCACUGAAGAAGCCACCACUGAUCUGCUAGGUAUUCUGUUCAGCAGUGCCGAAAUAAGACGUCAUGAUUCUGUGUUUGGUGCUGUUAAUCAACUAGUUGCGGUCUUGCGUCUCGGAGGAAGAAAUUCCAGGUAUAGUGCAGCCAAAGCAUUGGAGAGCCUGUUUUCCUCGGAGCAUAUCAGAAAUGCAGAUUCUGCUCGGCAGGCUAUCCAACCUUUGGUGGAAAUUCUAAACACUGGUUUGGAGAGAGAGCAGCAUGCAGCUAUUGCGGCAUUGGUAAGGGUCUUGCGCGAUAAUCCAUCAAGAGCGCUUGCUGUGGCAGAUGUUGAAAUGAACGCAGUAGAUGUUCUUUGCCGUAUUCUUUCCUCAAACUGUUCAGUGGACCUGAAGGGAGAUGCAGCAGAGUUAUGUUGUGUUCUUUUUGGAAACACAAGGAUUCGGUCUACAUUAGCUGCAGCACGUUGCGUGGAACCCCUGGUGUCACUGUUGAUGACUGAUUCUAGCCCUGCUCAGAUCUCAGUUGUUUGUGCAUUGGAUAGGCUAUUAGAGGAUGAGCAGUUAGCGGAGCUAGUUGCAGCUCACGGUGCUGUUUCUCCCCUUGUUGGUCUUCUAUCUGGUAAAAAUUACACACUUCAUGAGGCUGUAUCUAGAGCUUUGGUGAAGUUAGGGAAAGACAGGCCAGCUUGCAAAAUGGAAAUGGUGAAAGCUGGGGUUAUAGAAAGCCUUCUAAGUAUCCUCCGCGAGGCUCCUGAUUUUCUCUGCGGUGCCAUUGUUGACUUGUUCCGGAUAUUAACCAACAAUGCUAACAUUGCCAAGGGUCCGGCUGCAGCUAAAAUUGUUGAGCCUCUCUUCGGGUUGCUUUCUAGACCAGAAAUAGGUCCUGAUGGACAGCACAGUGCAUUGCAGGUUCUUAUUAACAUUUUGGAAUAUCCUGAGUGCCGAGCAGAGUAUAGCCUUACACCACAGCUGGCUCUUGAACCAGUUAUCUUUUUGCUUGAUUCACCUACCCAAGCAGUACAACAAUUGGCUGCGGAACUCCUGUCUUAUCUGCUCUUAGUGGAACACCUACAGAAGGAUGCAAUCGUACAACAAGCAAUUACUCCUCUUAUUCAGGUUCUUGGUUCAGGUGUUCAUAUUUUGCAGCACAGAGCUAUCAAAGCCCUAGUUAACAUCGCAUCAGUUUGGCCAAAUGCAGUAGCAAAAGAGGGUGGUGUUUACGAGCUAUCCAAAGUGAUAAUGCAAGCUGAUCCGCCCCUACCUCAUGCUUUGUGGGAAUCUGCUGCUUCAAUUUUAUCCAGUGUACUUCAAAAUAGCUCCGAGUUUUUCUUGGAAGUACCUGUGGCUGUACUUGUACAAUUACUUCGCUCUGGAACAGAGGGUACUGUUGUUGGGGCGCUAAAUGCCUUGCUUGUGCUGGAAAGCGACGAUUCAACGAGUGCAGAAGCAAUGGCUGAGAGCGGUGCUAUUGAGGCACUUUUGGAUCUACUGAGGAAUCAUCAUUGCGAGGAAACUGCAGCAAGACUGCUAGAAACAUUGCUGAAUAAUGUGAAAAUCAGAGAAACAAAAUCUGCUAAGGCUGCCAUUUCACCAUUAUCGCUCUACCUUUUAGAUCCUCAAACACAAUCUCAGCAAGGAAGAUUGCUGACAGCUCUUGCUCUUGGUGAUCUUCUCCAGAACGAGGGUCUUUCUCGAUCUACAGAUGCUGUUUCAGCAUGCAGGGCCUUGGUAAAUCUUCUUGAAGAUCAGCCCACUGAAGAAAUGAAAGUGGUGGCAAUAUGUGCUCUGCAGAAUCUUGUGAUGUACAGUCGAUCAAAUAAAAGAGCAGUUGCAGAAGCUGGCGGAGUUCAAGUUGUUCUGGACCUUAUCAGCUCAAGUGAUCCUGACACAUCUGUCCAGGCAGCGAUGUUUGUCAAACUUCUGUUCUCUAAUCAUACCAUCCAAGAGUAUGCCUCAAGUGAAACAGUGAGAGUUGUAACGGCUGCUAUUGAGAAGGACUUGUGGGCCUCCGGAAGUGCGAAUGAGGAGUACUUGAAAGCAUUAAAUGCACUGCUCGGCAACUUUCCUCGAUUGAGAGCCACCGAGCCUGCUACACUAUGUAUUCCUCAUCUUGUCACAUCCCUGAAAACUGGUUCUGAAGCAACCCAGGAAGCAGCAUUGGAUGCACUAUUCCUCCUGAGACAAGCUUGGUCUGCAUGCCCAGCUGAAGUUUCUAAAGCUCAAUCUGUCGCGGCAUCAGAGGCUAUUCCUUUGUUGCAAUACUUGAUUCAGUCAGGGCCGCCUCGGUUCCAAGAAAAAUCUGAGCUCCUUUUACAGUGUUUACCAGGUACAUUGAUGGUCAUAAUAAAGCGAGGGAACAAUUUGAAGCAGUCAGUGGGAAAUCCUAGUGUUUACUGCAAGAUCAAACUCGGCAAUACGCCUCCAAGACAAACCAAGAUUGUUUCAACUGGUCCUACACCCGAAUGGGACGAAGGUUUUGCAUGGGCAUUCGAUGCACCUCCGAAAGGUCAAAAGCUUCACAUAUCAUGCAAGAAUAAGAGCAAGUUUGGCAAGAGCUCAUUCGGAAAGGUGACGAUCCAGAUUGAUCGUGUUGUGAUGUUAGGAUCAGUAGCCGGAGAGUAUACUCUACUGCCGGAAAGCAAAAGCGGAGUUUCUCGAAAUUUGGAGAUCGAAUUCCAAUGGUCAAACAAAUAACAACUCUUGAUUGAGCAAAGGUUUACCAUAAUUUUCCUCUCUGUAAUUGGCUAAUAAAUCUGAAAAUCUUCUCUUUGUUGUAUUAUUGUAUAUAAAUGGCAGGAGUGGUUUGCUGUGUUAGUUGCUUCUGCCACUGAAAAAAAGGCAUGCUUGUUUCUUGUGAUGAAUUAUUCUUUAUUUUUUGUUUUUUUGUUUUUUGUUUUUGCACAUUUAUAUUAAGAAAAAAGUUGUGGUAAAGAGUAUGUAAGUUGGUUCUUUUUUGUGGUCUUGUAAUAAUUUUCUUUUUGUUUCUA